Messenger RNA from Phytophthora sojae, 777 nucleotides. RefSeq lists its product as hypothetical. The record is from RefSeq and is a predicted model, not a curated record. Bases 1 to 777 code for a protein of 258 amino acids. The transcript is spliced from 3 exons. NCBI's taxonomy places the organism in Eukaryota, Oomycota, Peronosporomycetes, Peronosporales, Peronosporaceae.
AUGGGGCGGCGAGCACGCGAAGAGAGCGCAGGAGACAGCGUCGACAUCGAGCGCCGUCGCCGCAACAAGCAACUGAAGCUGCUGCGCGACGAUGAGGGCUGCAGUGGCGUCGACUGGAGCUGGAGGACGUUCCUGCAGAAGCUGCACUUCUUCCUGGACAACGAGACGGAGGGGGAUUCGCUCGCGUGGCUUGAGGACGGCGUCCACUUCGUCGUCCACCAGACGAGUGAGGCGCGGCUCGAGACGUGGCUGGGGCUGAGGGUCUGCUCGCUUCACCAGGUGCUGGAGGCGCUCAACUUCCAGUGCAGAGAGGAACUUCGCUGGGAGUACGUCAUCUACCACCACGACUGCUUCGUCCGGGGUAAUCCACUAAAGAUCAAGGAGAUGCUGCAGCCAGACACCUCGGCGGUAUCUAGUAAGGCAGGGGGUAUGACGAUGCCUAACGUCACUUACAGCUCGACACUGAAGCCGCUGGAGGUUCGAUUGAGUCUGUCGGACUCCCACUCGCAGUCUUGGGAAGUCAUGAUCGCACCGAGUGUCCUGCCCCACCCCAACUUCGACGUCCCGGAAGCUUUCAAAGUUGAAGAGAGUUUUGGUGCCGGAAACAGCGCCGACGAGACCUCGUGGGACGACGUGUUUGACUACUCCGAUGAGUGGAGCGACCACGACCUCAGCUCGCCGAUGUGGUGGUCCCAGCGCAGCGACUUCUCCAGCAUCUGCACGGAUGACCUGUCGGACAUGGACACACUCUCUCAGCUCAGCACGUACUUCGGCUGA